GCGUCCCCGGGAACCCAGGAAUGCCCCCCCGCCAGCCCCCUCUGCAGGCGGGGGGAGGGCCCAGCCGGGAGUUUGGCAAACUCCUCCCCGCGUUGAGUCAUUCGCCUCUGGGAGGUUUAGGAAGCGGCUCCGGGUCGGUGGCCCCAGGACAGGGAAGAGCGGGCGCUAUGGGGAGCCGGGCGCCAGGGUCCCGUCUCCACGCCGCGCCGCUGCGCUGGGGCCCCCGGCGCCGACCCCCGCUGCCGCCGCCGCCGCCGCUGCUGCUGCUGCUGCUGCUGCUGCCGCCGCCCCGGGUCGGGGGCUUCAACUUAGACGCGGAGGCCCCGGCGGUGCUCUCUGGGCCCCUGGGCUCCUUCUUCGGCUUCUCGGUGGAGUUUUACCGGCCGGGGACGGAGGGGGUGAGUGUGCUGGUGGGAGCGCCCAAAGCCAACACCAGCCAGCCGGGAGUGCUGCAGGGUGGUGCUGUCUACAUGUGUCCCUGGGCCGCCAGCCCCACGCCGCCGUGCACACCCAUCGAAUUUGACAGCAAAGGCCCCCGCGUCCUGGAUCCCUCCGUGUCUGGAGAUGAGAAAGAGGAGGCUGUAGAGUACAAGUCCUGGCAGUGGUUCGGGGCGACGGUUCGAGCCCAUGGCUCCUCCAUCUUGGCUUGCGCCCCAAUGUACAGCUGGCGCACAGAGAAGGAGCCGCACAGCGACCCCGUGGGCACCUGCUACCUCUCCACAGAGAACUUCACCCGGAUCCUGGAGUACGCACCUUGCCGCUCAGAUUUCAGCUGGGCGGCAGGACAGGGGUACUGCCAGGGGGGCUUCAGUGCGGAGUUCACCAAGACCGGCCGUGUGGUCAUAGGAGGCCCCGGGAGCUACUUCUGGCAAGGCCAGAUCCUGUCUGCCACUCAGGAACAGAUUGCAGAGUCUUACUACCCCGAGUACCUCAUCAACUUGGUGCAGGGCCAGUUGCAGACGCGCCAGGCCGACUCCAUGUACGACGACAGCUACCUGGGAUACUCCGUGGCCGUGGGUGAAUUCAGCAGGGAUAACACCGAAGACUUUGUUGCUGGCGUGCCAAAAGGGAACUUCACCUAUGGCUAUGUCACCGUCCUUAACGGCUCGGACAUCCAGUCCCUCUACAACUUUUCAGGGGAACAGAUGGCCUCCUACUUUGGCUACGCAGUGGCUGCCACAGACAUCAAUGGAGAUGGGCUAGAUGACCUGUUGGUGGGCGCACCCCUGCUCAUGGAGCGGACAGCGGACGGGCGGUCUCAAGAGGUGGGCAGGGUCUACCUCUACCUGCAGAACCCAGCUGGCAUGGAGACCACGCCCACCCUGACCCUCACUGGCCACCAUGAGUUUGGCCGCUUUGGCAGCUGCUUGAGCCCCCUGGGGGACCUGGACCAGGAUGGCUACAAUGAUGUGGCCAUUGGAGCUCCCUUUGGUGGGGAGGCCCGGCAGGGAAUUGUUUAUGUCUUCCCUGGGGGCCCAGAGGGGCUGGGCACUAAGCCUUCCCAGGUUCUGCAGCCCCUGUGGGCAGCUGGCCACACGCCGGACUUCUUUGGCUCUGCCCUUCGAGGAGGCCGGGACCUGGAUGGCAACGGCUACCCUGAUCUGAUUGUUGGGUCCUUUGGCGUGGACAAGGCCGUGGUAUACAGGGGCCGCCCCAUCGUGUCUGCCAGCGCUUCCCUCACGAUUUUCCCCGCCAUGUUCAACCCCGAGGAGCGCAGCUGCAGCUUGGAGGGGAACCCAGUGUCUUGCAUCAACCUCAGCUUCUGCCUCAACGCUUCUGGAAAGCACGUCCCCGACACCAUCGGCUUCGCAGUGGAGCUCCAGUUGGACUGGCAGAAGCAGAAGGGAGGAAUCCGGCGAGCACUGUUCCUGGCCUCCAAGCAGGUCACCCUGACCCAGACCCUGCUCAUCCAGAAUGGGGCUCGGGAGGAGUGCCGGGAGAUGAAGAUCUACCUCAGGAACGAGUCGGAGUUCCGAGACAAACUCUCCCCAAUUCACAUCGCGCUCAACUUCUCCCUGGACCCACAAGCCCCUGUGGACAGCCAUGGCCUCCAGCCGGUCCUCCAUUACCAAAGCAAGAGCCGGAUAGAGGACAAGGUUCAGAUCUUGCUGGACUGUGGAGAAGACAACGUGUGUGUGCCUGACCUGCAGCUGGAGGUGUUUGGCGAGCAGAAACACGUGUACCUGGGCGACAAGAACGCGCUCAACCUGACUUUCCACGCCCAGAACGUGGGUGAAGGCGGUGCCUACGAGGCAGAGCUCUGGGUCACCGCCCCUCCGGAGGCGGAGUACUCGGGACUGGUCAGACACCCAGGGAACUUUUCCAGCCUGAGCUGUGACUACUUCGCAGUGAACCAGAGCCGCCGGCUGGUGUGUGACCUGGGCAACCCCAUGAAGGCGGGAGCCAAUAUCUGGGGUGGCCUGCGGUUCACGGUCCCUCAUCUCCGGGACACGAAGAAAACCAUCCAGUUUGACUUCCAGAUCCUCAGCAAGAACCUCAACAACUCCCAGAGCGACAUGGUCUCCUUCCGGCUGUCUGUGGAGGCUCAGGCACAGGUCUCCCUCAACGGGGUCUCUAAGCCUGAGGCGGUUCUGUUUCCAGUAAGUGACUGGCACCCCCGAGACCAACCCCAGGAGGAAGGGGACGUGGGCCCGGCUGUGCACCACGUCUAUGAGCUCAUCAACCUGGGCCCCAGCUCCAUUAGCCGGGGCAUGCUGGAGCUGAGCUGUCCCCAGGCUCUGGAAGGUCAGCCACUCCUCUACAUGACCAAAGUGAUCGGCCUCAGCAACUGCACCAGCAACUACCCCCUCAACACACAGGGCCUGCAGCUGGACUCCGAGGAUGCCCCCCACCACCUGAAAAGACGGGAAGCUCCCACAAAGAGCCACGCCUCCUCGGGGCCUCAGAUCUUGAAAUGCCCAGAUACUGAGUGCUUCCGGCUGCGCUGCGAACUGGGGACCCUGCACCGUCAGGAGAGCCAGAGCCUGCAGCUGCAUUUCCGAGUCUGGGCCAAGACCUUCCUGCAGAAGAAGCACCAGCCGUUCAGCCUGCAGUGUGAAGCGGUGUACCAAGCCCUGAGGAUGCCCUACCGGAUCCUGCCUCAGCAGCUGCCCCGGAAGGAGCUUCAGGUGGCCACCACCGUGCAGUGGACCAAGGCGGAAGGCAACCAGGGCGUCCCCCUGUGGAUCAUCAUCCUCGCCAUCCUCUUCGGCCUCCUCCUGCUGGGUCUGCUCAUCUAUGUCCUCUACAAGCUUGGAUUCUUCAAGCGCUCGCUCCCAUACGGCACCGCCAUGGAGAAAGCUCAGCUCAAGCCUCCAGCCACCUCUGACGCCUGAGGCCGCCUGAUCCCAGACUCCAACCCUGAAGACCCGGUCCCCCACCUGCAGGCCGCUGCCAGGGAGGGGGCUGGGCGCUCCUGAAGGUGCUGAGGGCCACGGAGAAGCUCAUCUCCCGCGCCCAGAGACAUACUUGAAGGGCCGGAGCCGGGACAGGGGGUGCGCAGCGGGGACCCUGCCCCCCGCACUGUGAAGGACCCGCGUUUACACGCGCCCUCCCUGCGGACCCGAGCCCCGGCCUCCUUGCCACCUUUAUGUCCUGGAGAGAGUCCAGAAAACGGCUCGGAACCAUGGCUGGGGAACUGAUCGGAAUCCUUGGGCCAGAGUGGCCCCCCUAGGACUUCCCAUCCAGUGCUGGCCUGCACACAGCUAUCCCCGGGCCUUGCCAGAGACCCAGAAGGAGACCCGCCACAGCCAGGACCCUUGGGGCUGGGGGACAACAGUCGGCAGCUCUGGACUUCCCCACCCUGGUGGGUUGCCAAGGAACACUAACGGUGGAUGGUUUCCCAGGACAGAUGAGGAGCAAUGCCGUCCCGCAAGCCAACUAGGCAGUGGGAGGAAGUGGGGGGACCAGAACUCAAGCGGGUCUGGUGUAUUCAGCCCCUCCUGGAGUCCGGGGUUGAUCUCGUCCUUGAUAGCCUAUGCCAGGCAGACCCAGGACUACACGGGAGCCGGCUGCAGGCAUGGGCCUCGGGGCCCAGCUCUCUAUCCUGGACUCUGCAAAGGGCUGUGAUGGCAACCCCCAUCUGGAACCUCAGCCGGGCCCGCCACAGGCCCUCCUGCUCCCCCCACCAAGAAAGGGGGGCUGUGGGCCUGCAGGGUGUGGGUUCAGCCCGCCAGCUGCACUGACGCUGCCCUUCCUUACCCUCCCCUCCUCCCACACCUUCUACCCCUCACCCCUGGACUUAUUUAAACUCUGUUGCAAGUGCAAUAAACCCUUUCCCAUGCCCCACUGA
Ochotona curzoniae (black-lipped pika) is the source of this 4291-nucleotide messenger RNA. It is a transcript of the gene ITGA5, whose product is annotated as integrin subunit alpha 5. Gene Ontology annotation, molecular function: integrin binding. Gene Ontology annotation, cellular component: external side of plasma membrane; integrin complex. NCBI's taxonomy places the organism in Eukaryota, Metazoa, Chordata, Mammalia, Lagomorpha, Ochotonidae. The transcript has 30 exons. The coding region runs from base 21 to 3335 and encodes 1104 amino acids. The record is from RefSeq and is a predicted model, not a curated record. Gene Ontology annotation, biological process: integrin-mediated signaling pathway; cell adhesion mediated by integrin; cell-matrix adhesion.